CUAUCCAUGUGUAUGGCGCGUUCACAGAAAAACAUAUGAAAAAAAUUAUUUGAAAAAGGGAUGAUGAACUUCUGAAUAAGUGUCAACAAAUCUUAAUCGUAUGAUAUAAAAUGAGUCAUUCAAAGAAAGUUUCAGCAUUUUCAGUCUUUAAAGGGAAAAGGGACAGAGAUAGUGUAUCAAGCUUGGACAGCAGAGCCAGCAUGCGUAAAGCAUCAAGUUCCCAGUCCAUCAGAGAAGAUGUUAAAAAGGCUUUGGAUGGAAAAGGGAAAAAGAUUAUGAAAGCCUUAAAAGGUGGAAGUCUGAGAUCUAGCUUGAGAAGUACCCCCAAAGCCAGACCCACAAUUCUACCUGACACAGAGAAGGCAGACCCGGUGUCUCUGAAGAGUGUCAGGUCCACCUCAGACUUAGAGGAGCAAAAUUCAGCACAAGUAGACAGAGGGAAGCCAUUGUCCACACCAGUUAUACCAAAACAGAUCUCUGCUGUUCGCCCGACGAGGAACCAGAACAUCCCUCCUACAGGUAAACACACACAAAACCCCCCUCCUUCUGACAAAGAAUCUCCGGGAAAGCAGUCAGACAGAUCCUCCAUUGAGACUGCUACACCUCUAGCAGAAGCUGGCAACAAACCAAAGUCAAUCCUGAAGCCCACAAAAAACAAGAAGACGCCCAGUCCUCGUGUGUCAGAUGGCGAGAGGCGACAGUCAGGGAAGAACAAACGACCAGAGAAUGACGAGGACAGUAAGCCAGCUAAAAAGAAGAGAAGGGACAACUCGGAAGUUCAGACCCAGGACUGUAGCACUGAGGAGAUGGAACAUGCCCUGUCGUUUGAGGAUGACUCAGUGUCUAGUUCCCAGCUUCCCUACAUGUUUAACAGUGGAGAGGAAGCCAGAAAAAUCUUUGAAUGCCUCAUUCACCCUGUUAAGCCAGACAAAUUCUUCAAAGAGUUGUGGGAGAGGAAGCCUUUGUUGGUACAGAGACACAUGGCUCAGUACAAUGAUGGCUGGUUCAGUACGUCCGAGUUGGACAGGAUUCUACGAGAGGAAAACAUACAGUUUACAACCAAUUUAGAUGUGACAACAUUUACUAAUGGACAAAGAGAAACUCAUAACCCAGUGGGCAGGGCCUAUCCUGCUACCGUGUGGGAUUUCUAUCAGACUGGCUGUUCUGUAAGACUUUUAAAUCCACAAACCUACUCCAGGAAUGUUUGGAAACUCCUUUCUGUGCUUCAAGAGUACUUUAAUUGUUGUGUUGGAGCCAAUAUAUACUUAACUCCACCUGGCACACAAGGGUUUGCUCCACAUUAUGAUGACAUUGAGGCUUUCAUUCUACAGUUGGAGGGCAGGAAGCACUGGAGGUUAUACAGCCCAAGGACAGACAAUGAAGUUCUGCCACGGUUUUCAAGUGGAAAUUUUUCAGAAAAAGAUCUAGGGAAGCCGAUUUUGGACACGGUACUGGAUCCAGGGGAUCUGUUGUAUUUUCCCAGAGGGACAAUCCAUCAGGGUAACUGUAUGGAGGACACACAUUCCCUACACAUAACUGUCUCCUGUUAUCAGAAGAAUACCUGGGGGGAUCUAUUUGAAAAGUUGGUUCCCAGAGCCCUUCAGAUUGCUAUUGAUGAAGAUGUGGAGUUCAGAAGAGGGCUUCCCAGAGAGUAUUCAUCUUACAUGGGAAUAGCCCACUCUGACAUGGAGAGUUCCCCCAGAAACCUGUUCCUUAAGAAGGUGGAGCAGCUGAUGAUCCGUAUGGUGCAGCAUUUACCUGUGGACUCAGCCUGUGAUCAAAUGGCCAAGUCAUUUAUACACGACAGCCUGCCUCCUGUUCUCUCUGAUGCUGAAAAAGCCUUUAGUGUCCAUGGUAGUGGUGAGCACUGGGACAAGGAGAAGAUGUGUGUGGCGGGAACUGCAGAGAUUGAACCCGACACUACCAUCAAAAUCAUCCGCAAAGGCAUCUUAAGACUUUUAACAGAAGAAGAUGAGGUGCGCAUCUACCACUCCCUGGAAAACACUAGACUGUACCAUGAAGUGGAGCCCAGUUUUAUACAGAUCUCUGCAGAAGCAGCACCAGCAGUAGAAUAUUUGAUUCAUUCUUACCCCAAGUAUGUCCCAGUGGAGAGCUUGCCAUUGCCAACUCUGGAUCAAAGAAUUGAUGUAGCCACUAUGAUGUACGAGAAAGGUUUACUGAUCACGGGGGAACCACUUCUUACAACAGAUGAAGACUCCAGCUAAAUCCAGUCUAUAGCCGGUCAUCUCACGGAAUCACAAUAUGUAAUCCUGCAGGAUUUUCUUUCUAGGACUCAGAAGCUGUAUUGUAUUUCGUGAUAAAUAAAUGUCCCAGUCUAAUUGUACGGAUGAUUCCAAAAGUGUUCAAUUGCAAAUAUGAAAAAUUUGUAAAUAUAAUUUUUUAAGAAAAUUUUUGUUAAAAACAGGUGCAUAAUAGUAUGUUAGCCUUUUAUAUUUGUGGACAGUAUGUUUUAGUCAGAAAUGUGUGAUACUGUGAAUAUUGUCCUUAUAUGAUUUUUAAGAAUUUUAUCUUUUUUUUUCAACUCUAUUUCUCUUCUAUUAAAGAGACAGAAUUUAAUAAAAUAAAACUGAAUACGGGCUUGUAGGAAAGUGAUUUUCAUUCCCCCAUGGUUUAAAAAAAGAACUGAAAUUUAAACAGGUUUAAACAUUUUACACAUAUAACAAAUGAAAAUUGUUCAUCCGAGUCACUUUGCUUUAAGCAUGUUUUACCGUGAAUUAUAUGUACGCUAGUCAAAGCACUGUAAUUUAGAAUGGCAUAACUUUUGAAUUGGGACGAUUUUUGUGCUUUGUAGAUUACAACAGGUCAUUGCCAACCAAAUCCCAUUUUGAAAAUGUUUUCAUUUAUUUCAUAGUUUUGUAUUUGGUAUUUAUUAUGCUCAUACAGUGAAACAUUUUAUAGUUAUACAAAUGUGUACAUGCCAGCUAUUCCAAUAAACAUAAUUAACAAUUCAAUUAAAAUCAUAGAGGGAAAAUAAUAUAAGUGGACAACAUACUACUGAGUUAUUAAAUUUUAAUAGACUGAACCAAUGAAAUACAUUACGAUUUUUUUGUCUCUGCUUGUAAUAAGAAAGUACCAUUACUUAUCCGAGAAUAAAUCUGUGAAUGUAUAUGACAUCAUACUGUAUUUUAAAGUAUGUUCAGGAUGGACUUUUUUUAAAUAAACAAUUUUCCCCCUCACAUAUGUGAUUCUCUAUACAUUAAUGCAUUUAUUUGUAAUAUAUUUUUAUUUAUUUUUUCAUAGAGCAGAGAGCUCAUUGUUGUACUGUUUAUUUUUCUUUUUUUCUUCAAAAACACAAUAAUUGCAGAGAAUAAUCAAUUAAGUAUUAAAAAGAAGCCAUUUUUCACAUUUUCUAAUUGAAAAUUAAAGUUUUGCAUUUUGGAAAGUGAAAAUAAAAUUUUGAGUGUAGAAUUAUUGGUCAUGGAUAUUUUUCUUAUGACAUGUCAGAAACAAGACAUGGUUGUAUAGUAUGCUUACCAUAAAUUUUCAUGAAUCAAAUAAAGAAUCCACAUGAA
This is a messenger RNA of Saccostrea cuccullata (small rock oyster), 3533 nucleotides long. RefSeq names its product ribosomal oxygenase 1-like. The record is from RefSeq and is a predicted model, not a curated record. Lineage: Eukaryota; Metazoa; Mollusca; Bivalvia; Ostreida; Ostreidae. The transcript is spliced from 18 exons. Bases 111 to 2225 code for a protein of 704 amino acids.